Molecule: messenger RNA, 761 nt
Organism: Kogia breviceps (pygmy sperm whale)
Lineage: Eukaryota; Metazoa; Chordata; Mammalia; Artiodactyla; Physeteridae
Product: interferon alpha-13-like
Biological process (GO): defense response
Cellular component (GO): extracellular region
Molecular function (GO): cytokine receptor binding
Source: RefSeq, a predicted model, not a curated record
CAAACCCUUCGCCCUCCACCGGCCGCCUAGGGAAGGACGCUGUCCACAGUUCCGGGGAAGGAAGCUUCCCACUAAUUGUUUGGCGGCGCCCGCGCGCCCCCUGGCGGCCAUCUAGUGAAUCACUCAUUCUCAAUGGGCCGGAUCUAUUUGCUAGCGGCAGGAGUGGCGCUCUGCUCCAUCCCCGCUUGCUCUCUUGGCUGGAAACUGCCUAGAAGCCAUAGCCAGGAAAACAAGCAAGUCUUCCAACAUUUGCAACAGAUGCAAAGGAUCCCCUCUCAGUGGUGCCUAAAGGACAGAACCGACUUCAAAUUUCCUUGGAAAAGAGAGAAUAUCACCCCAAUCCAGAUGACUCAAGGCACCUGUCCGCACCAUCUGAUGCUCCAGCAGAUCUUCAACCUCUUCACCACGGAGGACAGCCGUGCUGCCUGGAACAACACCCUCCUCGAUAAACUUCUCUUUCGCCUUCAUCUGAGGCUGCACCGACUGGAGCAGAUGAAAAAAGACAAUCUGGAUUGUCGCGAUUGGGGACUUGCUGCCCGGGAGUAUUUCCACGGAAUCCAUGUCUAUCUGAAGGCAAAGGAGUACAGCCCCUGUGCCUGGGAGGUUGUCAGAGUGGAAAUUGAAAGGUGCCUUUCCCUUAUGUAAGAAUCCUCACAGAAAUGUCAACAAAUACAGAAUACUUUUAUACUCGUGACGCUUUUCAUUCAAUUACGUUAGUGUUCAGGUCCAAAGCAAUCUCGACUUGUGUUUCCUCACAGGCU